UACAUUAACAUGACAAUUUUGCAAGGUGUACGCAUUAACUUGCCAUGCAACAGAUCAAUGCUGCCACAUGACUUCUCUCAAACAAGAUUCCCCGUCCCACCACCCUAUAUAAGCACUUAUGACCCCUCACUCUCUUCCCAUCUCCUUCGCUUUGAAGUUUUAUCCAUCUACUUCUAAGUCAUGGCUCACACUAAGUCCAUACUUACCUUUGUGCUCUUAUCUCUACUUGUUUGUGCUUUUGCUGAUAGGCGUCAGUCUCAGAGGAGGCUAAGUGAUGCUCAACAAUGCCGGAUGAAUCGGAUAUCGGGAAUCCGCCCGACUCGGGUUAUUCGAUCUGAGGGCGGCAUUACUGAGCUCUGGGAUGAGGACAGGGAUGAGUUCCAAUGUGCGGGUGUUGCCGCGACUCGGAACACCCUUAAUCCCAAUUCUCUCUACCUGCCCAGCUUCUCCUCUGCUCCUCAGAUAGUUUACAUUGAACGAGGUCCUUUUGUCUCCCAUUCCUCUUUAUAUAUAUAUAUAUAUAUAUUUUCUCUUGAAACUUGUCCCAAGAAGUCCAAACAAGCUAAUAUAGCCAGCCUUUUCUUGACAGGUAGAGGCAUAAUUGGAUUAUCAGCCCCAGGCUGCUCAGAAUCAUUCCACAGCGGCGAGAGUGGCUCAAUCCAACACCGGAAGAUACGUGGCCAAGGCUUCAGAGACCAACACCAGAAGGUUCAACGUAUAGAACGGGGAGAUGUCAUUGCCAUUCCGCCGGGCAUAACACACUGGUGCUACAACGACGACAACUCUGAGGAGCUCGUUGCCUUUACUGUCACCGAUGUCACGAGCGACUACAACCAGCUUGACACCAAACAAAGGCAAUUUUUUAUAGCUGGUGGGCAACCUAGGGGCCAAAGGAAGCAGGGAGAGGGAGAGCGGGGGCAAAAAGGGAGGCAGGAGGGAGAAUAUGGAGAGGAAGAACAGAGAGGAGAACAAGGUAAAGAGAAAUUGAUACAGACAAUCCUGCCACAGAUCGACACGAGGUUCCUAGCCGAAGCCCUCGACAUUCCCAUAGAGUUGGCACAGAAGAUACAGAGGGAGGAUGAGAGGGGCAUCAUCAUUAAGGUCGAGAAGGAGGGGUUGAGAAUUCUGUCCCCCGAGGGCGAGGAGAGAGAAGAGGAGAGAGAAAGAGAGACGGGCCCGAGAGCUAAUGUUAUUGGGGUUGGCGAGAGGUACUGCAAUGCGAAGAUUAGGCAAAACAUAGAGUCACUGAGAGAAGCUGACAUUUACUCACGCCAUGGUGGCCAUCUCAAGACCAUCAACCGCAGGAACUUGCCUAUACUGGACAUCUUGGACAUGAGUGCUGCGAAAGUAACCUUGUACUCGGAUGCCAUCUUGGCCCCACAUUGGUCGAUAAACGCUCACACGAUCGCCUACAUCACCCGUGGCGAGGGCCAGAUCCAAAUUAUCGGCACCAACGGCCAGAAGGUGAUGGAUGACAGGGUCCGACAAGGUGAUGUGAUCAUUGUCCCUCAGUUCUUCACAUCUAUGUGCAAGGCCGGAAGCCAAGGAAUCGAGUGGAUCGCCAUCAAGACCUCAGACCUCCCCAUGAACAGCCCACUUGUGGGUUACACUUCAGCUAUCAAGGGGAUGCCCAUUGAAGUGCUCACCAAUGCUUAUAGAAUCUCAAACCAGCAGGCACAAGAUAUCAAAUAUAACAGGGAGGAUCAGAUCAUGAUCUUCCCCUCUUCCUCCCGCUCUGCCUCCUCUUGAAGAGCAAGUUUUGGCUUCAGCUUCUUAUAUAGACGCAUAUACACAUAUGUGUGCAUAAAUAAGAGAGAGAUGUAACUCAGUGUCUUCUUUCCAAGACUACUCAAUAAAACAUGCUUCUGUUCUGUUCCAUGUGUCUAAUUUGUUCUCUUUCUUUUGUUGGCUAUGAUUUUUAUUGCUCUCCCUCUUGUUUGGCAAAGACUGGUAUGCUAGCUAUGGGGGUUAGUUGCAUUUGGUGCCCUCAUCUGAUAUGUGGCAUUCUCUUUCGUGGGUAGUUUUGGAUAUGAACUUUGAUGGUGUUCGAGAAUAUGGUUUUCAAAUACUGACGAAAGCUGACCAGCCUAAGCAAGCUAACUUGCAGAUGAAAAUCAGAAGAGAAGAGGGUGGGGAGUUGUUAAGGCAAGAUUUCAUUCCCAUAUCCACCUACCCUCUUAUAAUAUUGUAAGCAUUUACCUCACUCAGACUGCACAAGUAGAGUUUCUCAGAUUUAAAGAAGAGUAAAACAAAACUUCUCUCUCAGAACCCUGAUAUCAGAAAUCAUGCACUCUCACUCCACAUAAACCCAGGAUCUUCAACCACAAAUCAAAUGCUUAUUUCUGCGAUCGAAACACGAUCACAUCAUGCCACACUUCGACUUCGGGCACAACUCUGCAAAUUUGCAUUUAGGACCUUCAAGCCUAAUCUCCUCCAGUGCCGAUCUUUCUUUCCCUCUCUCUUCCUUCAUAUUGAAUAGAGCCACUAAGACAUGCCAGGUCCAAAAUAUAACAUAGCAGUAAGUCCUCAAGCUCUGAAUUUCCCAUAUGAUGAGCAAAACAGGAGCCACUCUGAUUCUCUUCUCUCUAGGUUCUCAUGGAUCACUAUCUUGAAAUUUAGAGAAAUGGGGUCCAUAUAAAAUCCAUUAUAUCAUUUAAAACGUCAUUUCAAGUGCUCGAGUGAUCCCCAAUUUGAAG
Molecule: messenger RNA, 2696 nt
Organism: Amborella trichopoda
Lineage: Eukaryota; Viridiplantae; Streptophyta; Magnoliopsida; Amborellales; Amborellaceae
Source: RefSeq, a predicted model, not a curated record